Molecule: messenger RNA, 1915 nt
Organism: Python bivittatus (Burmese python)
Lineage: Eukaryota; Metazoa; Chordata; Lepidosauria; Squamata; Pythonidae
Source: RefSeq, a predicted model, not a curated record
GCUGCCGGCGCCGCUUCUCCUGCCGCGGCGUUACCUCCAUGCUAACGAAGGAGGAGCUUCGGCUUUCCCCUCGCUUCCUCUACUUCUCCUUGAAGGUUUUUCGCGGGGCGGCUUCCGGCGCUUGGCUUUAUUUAUUGAUUUAUUUAUUGGCGUCUUUUUUAGCCCCCCCCGAAGCCUACUCGGGUGCAGGUGACACACCCUCCUCGCUCCUCCCCUUCAUUCACCCCGCUUCUUAGCGCCAGCGGUUCGCGAGCGUUUCGAGCAGGUCCUGCCUUGCUACAGCUGGCUGAAGGCAAAUGCCGGGACGUUUUCUGGCCGAGGGAGACGGGAGACGCUGCCCUUCUCCUCUUCGCUGCGCGGCUCUCUCUCCCUGAGCGGAUCGAGCUCGGGAAAGGAGGGGGGGGAGGGAAGGAGAGCGCUUCGGGAAUCGGAGGGAAGAGCGGGCGACGGCGCCGAGGAAGCAAACACAAGGAUCGCCCGCGGACUGAGCAGAGCUGUCCAAAGAUGUCAUCUCAAGCAAAGUUCAAGAAAGACAAAGAGAUUAUAGCAGAAUAUGAAACUCAAGUGAAAGAAAUUCGUACCCAGUUGGUGGAGCAGUUCAAAUGUCUAGAACAACAGUCUGAAUCCCGAUUACAACUUUUGCAAGACCUUCAGGAGUUUUUCCGUAGAAAGGCUGAGAUUGAACUGGAAUAUUCCAGGAAUCUGGAAAAAUUAGCGGAAAGAUUUUCCUCCAAGAUUCGUAGCUCCAGAGAACACCAUCAAUUCAAGAAGGAUCAACACCUUCUUUCUCCUGUGAACUGCUGGUAUCUGGUAUUGACACAGACCCGAAGAGAGAGCAGAGACCAUGCCACUCUGAAUGACAUCUUCAUGAAUAAUGUCAUUGUCAGGCUCUCCCAGAUAAGUGAGGAUGUUAUUCGGCUGUUUAAAAAGAGUAAGGAAAUUGGUCUUCAAAUGCAUGAAGAACUCCUGAAGGUUACAAAUGAACUCUACACUGUGAUGAAGACUUACCACAUGUAUCACGCUGAGAGCAUCAGUGCUGAAAGCAAGCUGAAGGAAGCUGAGAAGCAAGAAGAGAAGCAGUUCAACAAAGCAGGGGACAUCAGUGUGAACCUAUUGCGGCAUGAAGAUAGGCCUCAGCGCCGCAGCUCAGUUAAGAAGAUUGAGAAGAUGAAGGAAAAGAGGCAAGCAAAAUAUUCUGAAAACAAGCUCAAGUGCACUAAAGCUAGGAAUGAUUAUCUGCUGAACCUAGCAGCCACAAAUGCAGCAGUCAGUAAAUACUACAUCCAUGAUGUUUCCGACCUAAUUGAUUGCUGUGACCUGGGAUUCCAUGCUAGUUUAGCACGGACAUUCAGAACAUAUCUUUCUGCUGAAUACAAUCUAGAAACCUCACGCCAUGAGGGGUUGGACAUAAUUGAAAAUGCUGUAGACAACCUGGAUGCACGAAGUGACAAACAUACAGUCAUGGACAUGUGCAACCAGGUCUUCUGUCCUCCUCUGAAGUUUGACUACCAGCCUCACAUGGGGGAUGAGGUAUGUCAAGUGAGCGCCCAGCAGCCAGUUCAGACGGAGUUGCUCAUGCGAUAUCAUCAGCUACAGUCUAGACUUGCCACACUCAAAAUAGAGAAUGAAGAGGUGCGAAAAACAUUGGAUGCCACUAUGCAGACACUGCAAGACAUGCUGACUGUGGAAGAUUUUGAUGUCUCAGAUGCCUUCCAGCAUAGUCGCUCAACUGAGUCCAUCAAAUCAGCUGCUUCAGAGACUUACAUGAGUAAAAUAAACAUUGCCAAGAGAAGAGCCAACCAACAAGAAACUGAAAUGUUCUACUUUACUAAAUUUAAAGAGUAUUUGAAUGGCAGUAACCUUAUUACUAAGCUGCAGGCUAAGCAUGACUUACUGAAGCAGACUCUAGGAGAAG